Messenger RNA from Archocentrus centrarchus (flier cichlid), 7614 nucleotides. RefSeq names its product myosin 1D (gene myo1d). The transcript is spliced from 22 exons. Lineage: Eukaryota; Metazoa; Chordata; Actinopteri; Cichliformes; Cichlidae. Bases 373 to 3387 code for a protein of 1004 amino acids. Gene Ontology annotation, cellular component: plasma membrane; microvillus; actin cytoskeleton. The record is from RefSeq and is a predicted model, not a curated record. Gene Ontology annotation, molecular function: microfilament motor activity; actin filament binding; ATP binding. Gene Ontology annotation, biological process: actin filament organization; actin filament-based movement; endocytosis.
GAGCGGAGUUGGCGCACGGUGUAACGGGACGGUGUUUUUCAGUGUGAAGGGGAAACUUUGUGCGGGCAUGAGGAUAUUUUGGAAUAAUUCAUUCUUUUUGAAAGAAAAGCGGAACUUUUAAAAGAGAACCGGCGGGUUAAAACUUCCAGCGUUUGCAGCUGCUCGGUUUAAAAGAAGUGAACCUUAAUUAAACAUGACUGAAAUUAGACUGAGAAAAAUGCGCACCGACUGCACAUCUGCACAUUGAACUAGAGGAGGCGGUCAGGGAAGCCCGCCAAUGUCCACCUUUUUCCUGCUCUUCAAAGCAACUUGUUGACAUUUUUUCCCCCUCAGGAGUUUCAGUUUAUUAAAAAAAAAAAAAAACGUAACAGCAUGGCAGAACACGAGAGCCUGGAGUUUGGAAAAGCAGACUUUGUGCUUUUGGACAACGUAUCGAUUGAAGAAUUCAUGGCUAACCUAAAGCUCAGGUUUGAGAAGGGGAGAAUCUACACCUACAUCGGGGAGGUGGUGGUGUCUGUGAACCCUUAUCGUGCCACGAACAUAUACGGCCGGGACAUCAUAGAACAGUACAAGGGCCGCGAGCUCUACGAGAGGCCGCCCCACCUGUUUGCCAUCGCUGACGCUGCUUACAAAGCCAUGAAGCGGCGGAACAAAGACACGUGUAUUGUUAUCUCAGGGGAAAGUGGAGCAGGAAAAACAGAAGCCAGCAAGUAUAUAAUGCAGUACAUUGCUGCUAUUACCAAUCCUAAUCAGAGGGCUGAAGUUGAAAGAGUGAAAAACAUGCUGCUGAAAUCAAACUGUGUGUUGGAGGCUUUCGGGAAUGCCAAGACCAAUCGGAAUGACAACUCCAGCCGCUUUGGCAAAUACAUGGACAUCAAUUUUGACUUCAAGGGAGAUCCCAUCGGAGGCCAUAUUAACAACUACCUGCUGGAGAAGUCCAGGGUAAUUUUCCAGCAGGAAGGUGAGAGGAGCUUUCACUCAUUCUACCAGCUGCUCAGAGGAGCUCCAGAUUCACUUUUACGCUCGCUUCACAUUCAGAAGGACCCAACAGCGUACAACUACAUCAAAGUUGGAGGCCAGCUUAAGUCUUGCAUCAAUGAUGGCGCCGAUUUCAAAGCUGUGUCUGAUGCCAUGAAAGUGAUCGGCUUCACAGGGGACGAGAUUCAGACUGUUUAUAAGAUCCUGGCCACCAUCCUGCAUCUGGGAAACUUGACGUUCGGAGUGGACGGUGAUGUGACCCUGAUAGAGAACACAAAGCUGGUCUCUGUGAUCAAGGACUUGCUGUCCACCAAGGAGGAAAAUGUGGAGAAGGCGCUGCUUUACCGCACGGUAGCCACAGGCCGGGACGUCAUCGAGAAACAGCACACGGCACAAGAGGCCAGCUACGGGCGGGACGCGCUAGCCAAGGCGAUGUAUGAGCGCUUGUUCUGCUGGAUCGUGGGUCGCAUCAAUGACAUUAUUGAGGUGAAAAACUACGACGCCAGAGUCCACGGAAAAAACACCGUCAUCGGGGUUCUGGACAUCUACGGCUUUGAGAUAUUCCAGAACAACAGCUUUGAACAGUUCUGCAUCAACUACUGUAAUGAAAAGCUGCAGCAGCUCUUCAUCCAACUGGUGUUAAAGCAGGAACAGGAGGAGUAUCAGAGGGAGGGCAUCCCCUGGAAGCAUAUCGAUUACUUCAAUAACCAGAUCAUUGUGGACUUGGUUGAGCAGCAGCAUAAGGGCAUCUUCGCUGUGCUGGAUGAAGCCUGCAUGAAUGUGGGCAAAGUCACCGAUGAGGUUUUUCUACAAGGACUCAAUGUCAAGCUGGCCAAGCACGCCCACUACACCAGCCGCAAGCUCUCACCAACUGACAAGAGUUUGGAGUUUGACAGAGACUUUCGCAUCAGGCACUAUGCAGGAGAUGUGGUGUACUCAGUGGUGGGUUUUAUUGAUAAGAACAAAGACACUCUGUUCCAGGAUUUCAAGAGACUGCUGUACAACAGUUCCAACCCAGUGCUUAAAGGGAUGUGGCCUGAGGGCAAACUGAGGAUCACUGAGGUCACCAAGCGACCGCUGACGGCUGCAACGCUCUUCAAAAACUCCAUGAUCUCACUGGUGGAGAACCUCGCCUCCAAGGAACCCUACUACGUUCGCUGCAUCAAGCCCAACGAUGUCAAGUCCCCUCUGCUCUUUGAGCACGAGCGCUGCCGCCAUCAGGUGGAGUACCUCGGGCUGCUGGAGAACGUCAGAGUGCGUCGCGCCGGAUUCGCCUACAGACAGACGUACCCGCGCUUCCUGCAGAGAUAUAAGAUGAUCUCAGAGUUUACCUGGCCAAACCACGACUUGCCAACAGACAAAGAUGCAGUGAAGAGGCUCCUGCAGGGCUGUGGGUUCGACCACGAUGUGGCCUUUGGCAAAACCAAGGUCUUCAUCCGCACACCGCGUACGCUCUUCAACCUGGAGGACCAGCGAGCUGAAAUGGUCCAGAGGAUCGUCCUCUUCCUCCAGAAGGUGUGGAGGGGAACUAUAGCCAGAAUGCGGUACAGACGCAUGCGAGCCGCCCUCACCAUCCUGCAGGCCUACCGACGCUACAAGGUCAAGUCCUACAUCCGUGAGGUUAACCGCCGCUUCAGGAAUGUGCGAUCCAUGAAGGAUCAUGGAAGACAUGUGAAGUGGCCCACGCCCCCCAAAGUUCUGCGCAAGUUUGAAGAGGCACUCAAGAGCAUCCAUAGCAGGUGGUGGGCAUGGACACUGAUCAAAGGCUUAUCUCCAGAGGAGACCCUGCAGGUGAGGGCCAAGGUAGCCAGCCUGGAGGCCCUGAAGGGCCAGAGGGCUGAUUUGGGGCUACAGCGAGCCUGGGAAGGAAACUAUCUGAAGCGAGACAGCCCUGAUACAGCAGCGUCAUUCACACUGGUCUCCAGCGAGCUGCAGCGGAAAGACAAAUUCAUGAGAGUCCUGUUCUCCUGCAACGUACGCAAGAUCAACCGUUUCCACAAGGCGGAGAACCGGGCUGUGCUCAUCACUGACCGCCACCUGUACAAGAUGGACCCCCUCAAGCAGUACAAACCCAUGAAGAACAUCCCUCUCUACAACGUGACCGGGCUGAGUGUGUCCCCCGGGAAGGACCAGCUGGUUGUGUUCCACACCAAGGACAGCAGGGAUCUCGUGGUGUGCCUGCAGGGUAUGGUGCCCACCAACGAGAGCCGUAUCGGGGAGCUGGUUGGCACCCUGCUUAGCCAUUUCAAGAGUGAGAAAAGGAAGCUGCAGGUGAACAUUGCGAGUCCCAUCCAGUGCAGCAUGAACGGCAGAAAGUGCACGGUCAUCGUUGAGCCCAAGAUCAACCAAUCACAGCCGGACUUCACCAAGAGCCGGUCUGGUUACAUCCUGGCUGUUCCUGGCAACUAAAGUGGGCCAAGGCGGAAAAAACAGCUGAUUUCAAAGCUGGCUCAGAUGAUGAUGAUGAUGAUGAUGAUGAUGAUGAUUCACUGAUGUGUUUUUGUGUUUUUGCAGAGCUGCUAAUAAUGAGACAGUGCAGCUCAGUCUUCAGUUUGGAAAGCAAUGCCAAAUUUGACCUUUUUUUUGUUGACUUCUAGGCUUCUACUUUUUUUUUUUACUUUUUUUUAAAAACAUGCACUACAUGAUUGUGCACCAAAAUCCAAAUGAUUUGCUUUGUGCAAUAUUUGUGUUAUUGUGGAUUGAUUAUUUUGAGCUGAGGUGAGAGGAGAUUAUGCAGCAACUGUUUACUGAUGUUGCAUAAGAGGCAAAAAAAAAAAUCCAAAGGCUUUGCAGGAAUUCAUAAUCCCUGCAGCUUCAUGUGUAGGAACCACAUCAAAAGGGAAACCUCUAAAAAUGAAGAACGACUUUGAUUCGUCUAAAUUGCUUUGAAACAAAAGAAACCUGUUUUUGUGACUUACGUUCUAAAUAACUUUGAUUUUAAUGACCUUGCCUACCUAAGUGGUGAAUGGAAGUUAUUAGUUAGCUUUUUUUUAUGUUUACAAUCACAUAAAGGAACAGCAAGUGAGAAACAAAUUUUUUGUGUUAGUUUUAGUCACAGGGUGUUGAGCCGGAUGUGUUGAGCACAUCCUGAACUUUGCAGCCAGCUACAUGGAAAAUCUACUAAUUCUAAUUCUUCUGUUCUUCUAGUUUCUAUGCAAUAUCUGCAGUUUUAUAAUAAACACUAAUGCUGCUUAUACUUUAAGGGUAGAACAUGCUGCUGGUGCACAGCAGCACAUAUAUGUGUACGUGCAGAGCUUGCACUCCAUUUGGUGUAAACAGGGAUGCUGUAACUAAAAUUCAGUAGCAAAAGUUGAAUAAUUGGAUGAUGACGUAAGCUUUUAUUUUGUUCCCUAUAGGUAUUUCCAGUCCAUAUUUUCUCCAAAUGUGAGACUUAAUGUUCUUACUGGCCUGUACUGUAUAAUCCCAUGUGAACUCCAGCUCCUCGGUGCACUCUCAUUUGCUGUCUCUGUGUUUAGUGAAUACCCUGAUGACUUGUAGUGGUCUUUAGUCCUUUGGAAUAGGCUUCCACGUGACAAAUAUCCCCUUCAUCACAGUGAGUGCGACUGGGGGAGUCUGUGUGUCGAUGAGCUCUUUUCGCUCUCCUCUUCUUGGCUCAGAGAGGCUGGCUAAUAGCCACAGAGGAGGAGUGUGGUGUUUAUAGUCAGACUGCUGUCCCCCUUGACUUUUUGUAUAUUUUGUGGUCUUUUCGGAGACUUCAUUUACAUCUUAUCUCACUAAAAAUUUCAUCACAGUUCUCAACGUGUGAAAAGCCAAAUCACACUAAUCAAAUCACCAGUGCUUAAAAUGGCUCAUGACUCUGAUUCGUACUGUUCUUACAGGCUGUUGGGUGUGUGUCCAUUCUUGGCAUGUUCCAAUAUGCUGUUUUUUAAUAACAAAUACAAAAACCAGGAAGCAUCCUGCAGAGUAGAUCGUAAAUUGUAAACACAGGCGUACAGUUUUGCUACAAUAAAACAAAUAUAAGAAUUGUGAGCUUAAAAGUUCAUGCUUGAAUUGGCAUUUAUGAAAUCCUUCACACAUAAGGUCAUUUAGUCAAUUUUUCUGGGUCUUUGGAUUAAAUGAGCAGAUGGAGUUUCUAGUUGUUAAGAACAGACUGUGUCUAAAACAUGGACACAAACCCUGAAAUCACUUUGCAGGCUCAGUGUAAACAUUUUGUCAUAUUGUUGUUUUGGACCCAGAUUUGAUUACAGUAUCAUAAUGAGAGCUUCACAGGUCAUCACAGAUAUCCAGCUAACUGGUGCCACUUAACAUACUAAUAAAAUAUCCUAUGUGCACUUCUGAAAACUGGAGCACAUUCGUGUUGGAUGAACUGUUGGUGGGAAUAAGCACACAGCAGAUAAUUGCACUGAAAAACUGUCAGAAGGUCCACCUGGGACAAUCUAAUUAAUAACACAGUUACACAGAGCUCAGCACUACCACUGUCAAAUCUUAAACUAUGACAAGAGAACAUCUGCUAAUGAAAGUCAUGAAAAGCUCCUAAGUGUUUAUUCUAUGGAAGGAACCAAUAUUUUAUUGGAUGUUUUUAUUGAGUCAAAAGAUUAUCAGAAACUCUUCAGCACUGUAUAAUCGUUCUGCCCACGGUCAUAUUUUUGUAUUGUCUCUGUGUAAAGACAAAGUAAAGAACACUGAAUGUGGUUCUGGGGAACAACAGCCCAAGGUUAGGAACUGCGCUCCCUCUGAGUCUGCCCUAGUUGAAGAGGCAGGCUUCAUCACAGCCGGGAGGAAAACUUGUUAGCAGUCGUUUCAGCUGCAGUACCUGAGUCCUCUGCCUGUGCCUGAGUGUUGUCUGAACAACUCAUUUAUCUUAAUUAGCUUGUGAGUGCCUGUGUCUUUUAAAGUGGUUAGUCUCCCGUUUACCUCAGAGCUUUUCUGGUGGAUGACCUUGUCCUGUUGCUCGAUAAGACAGAGUUGUUUGGGGAAAUUGGUGCAUUUGUGGUGUGGAUUAAGGAAGUGACAUUGGUUGUGCUAAUUGGUGGUUUUCAGAGGAAAGCUCAGCUGUUUGUGUGUGUGUGUGUGUGUGUGUGUGUGUGUGUGUGUGUGUGUGUGUGUGUGUGUGUGUGUGUGUGUGUGUGUGUGUGUGUGUGUGUGUGUGUGUGAGCUAUCCAUAUCCUCCAACAUGCUACAAUCUCCCACAGGGCUUGUCCUCUCCUCUCCUCCUCUCUGCUCGGCUGUUCACCGCUCAUCAUUAGGAUGGACUCCAUGUCACUUCUCACUUCAGCGCUUCUCUCAUUGCUUUCUUAAGUCAAAGGCGGGCUGGUGAACAAAGCCUUGCCUGGAUUCCUCUUCCCUCUUUACUUGCUCUGCUUUUUCUUUUCUCCUCUCUCCCUGCCCCCUUUCCUCCCUCCUUUUCUUAUUUUCGCUUCCUCGGUCAGAUCACUUGGCUUCGUGCCCAGUUGGCCUGGUUGUACCAUCCUGCAGGGUAAUGAAGAUUUUUCAGGUUUAUACAUUUCUUCAGUCAUCCAGGAGUCAAGAGGUGUGGAAAUAAAGAGGGAGAGUCAACCUGCAACAACACGAGCCAGAAAAUCCCAUCAGUCAGAAACAAAGCUUUAAAAACAAAGCUGUUAAUAUAAGAACCUGUAAGGAUGAAGAAAUCUUUAUUUUGGAGCCAAUGAAAAGCUUUCUGGUGGCCCUUGAUUUAAUUCUAAUGCUUUGAAACAGAUGGAAAAUUAGUAAGCUCGUGCUUCAAGGGUGCUGGGAUGGAGUUUUGGGCUCGACGGCUCUGCACUGCGAACAUGACUGAAAUCUAAAUUCUGAAAUCAUGUAAUGUACGUAACAAACGUGCAGCUUCAUUUUUACAAAUUGAGUGGUUUCAUAAAGCCUCUGUUCCUUAAGCACAGAUGCUGUAGUGGACGUGUUUGGGACUAAUGUACUGAUACACGUUUGGUGCAGUCGAGGUUAUAUGGCACAAGAUGGUGUGUGUUCAUUAUAAUGAAGGAAGAUGUCGCCCAGUGUUACAGUAAGGCUCGCUGUUAUUAUUAAAUAAAAUGGAGCUGGAUGGCAGAUGGUUUGGGAUACAUAUGCAGUGCAUUGUUGAUUGCGGGGUUUUCAUGGGAUUUAUUAAUAUGAAAAUAUGGAAAAUCACUUGAUUUAUCCUUUCAUGUUUUGGUGGUGGUAGGGUGCAAAUCUGAUCAAAGAUGAUUACUUUUCCUUUAUGUUGAUUAUUAGUUUUACCAUAAGAGUAAAAAUCACAGGCUUGUUUCUAAGCGCCCUUUUAGAAAUAGGCUUAAAUGUCAAAUAUGAAUGUUAACACUUGGAGACCUGUGCCAUUCUCCCCCCUGCUGUUCCAUACAGUGAGAUGGUCAAAAGUACAUCCCUCCAGUUUCUGUUCUGAAGCCCGUCCAUGUCAGCCAAAGGGCAACAAAUUCCAUUUACAUUUCUGUAAUUUAUUCUGUCGUCUGUAGCUUUGACCUAAAUCUGUGUGUGUGCACCGUUCAUUCAGCAAGUGCCUAAUUUUAUAUUAAGUUUAAAUUUUGCAUAUUUGUGUAAGAAGUCAUUACCACAUGUACCAUAAAUAUACUGUAAUAUCCAGAAUAAGUCUAGUAUUCUGUAUGAAUGCCGGUUAUGAUGUUCCUUAAUGAAAAACUAUUUCAUUAAUCAGUUUAUUAAUAAAUUUAUUUA